Messenger RNA from Cylindrotheca closterium, 1272 nucleotides. The record is from the annotation of a GenBank genome assembly. Lineage: Eukaryota; Bacillariophyta; Bacillariophyceae; Bacillariales; Bacillariaceae.
AUGGAGGAUAUCGAUUUUCGAGUUGUGAAUGCAGUGAACGAUAGCUGGGAUCAAAUCAAAAGGAUACCAAACUACGAUGCUGUUGCAGGAGAGAUACUGUUCCGAAAAAUCUUUGAGAUUGCUCCACCAGCUCUGAACAUGUACAGCUUCGGCUCAGAGUUUGUUGGAAGAGAAGGCGAGCUAUACAAAAGCCCGGCCUUUAAGGCACACAGCUCGGGAGUCGUCAAGACACUCGACGCUGCUGUCGGCAUGCUUGGUCCUGACCUCGAAAUCGCGGCCAAGGUUUUGGCUGAUUUGGGCGCCAAGCACGUUGCAUAUGGCGUUUUGCCAGCUCAUUAUGGCAUCGUUGGAGAAGCUUUGUUGCACACAUUGGAAACUGCACUGGGCGAUUCGUGGACGCCAAAUGUCAAGAAAGGUUGGACUGUGAUCUAUGCAUUCCUAUCAACUGCAAUGCUGGCGGGAUCUAACCGCCGGAUGGAUAAGGUGCAUCGGCGCAAGGCUCGGCUAGCAAAGGUGAAUGGAGAACCGGUGCCAACAUUGAAAGACACCACAGCGAGAGGAGUAUCCAUACCUGGUGAAGUAUUGACAGAGCUGGAAGAAUCUUCAGCUCUAACACCAGCAGCGCGUCGAAGACUAGAAGACCUUGCAGAAUGCCUUCGGACCGGCGAGGAUGGGUCCGAGUCGCCAUCUACUAGAGGGCCAGCGGCGGAUGACCAAACGGAAACUACAACUUCUUGUAGUUCAGACGAAGAAGAUGAUGCUGUUGAUGUCGAUUACUCCAAGAUGGUGGAAAUUGUUUCUACAUCCUGGGAGACCGUGAAAAAGAUGCCAAACUGUGAAGAAGUUGCAGGGGUGUUGCUUUUCAGAAACAUUUUCGACAUCGCCCCACAAGCAAAAGAUCUCUUUGCAUUCUCUGCAUUGUACAAAAACAAUGAUGAGGAAAUUUUCAAGGAUCCGGCCUUCCUUAGGCAUGCACGGGGAGUAGUCGCGAUGCUUGACGCCGCCGUCAACCUGCUCGGCCCAGAUCUCGAACCAGUGACAAGAACCUUGAAGCAUUUGGGAGCGCGGCAUACUCAAUAUGGCGUCGUCGAAGCGCAUUAUCCGAUUGUUGGGGAAGCCUUGCUGAAGACAUUGGAGACUGCAUUGGGGGACCAAUGGACAGCAACCGUAAAGCAAGGCUGGGUUUCAAUCUUCACCUUUAUAUCAACGACUAUGCUGAAUGGAGCGGAACAGUCGAUAUCAGAGAGCCUAGAGGAUCAGCUGGAACUGUAG